UUGGGCAUCUAUGCCAUUUCCCUGCAAAAGAGUCAGAUUUUUUAAAAUAAAAUAAAAUAUUUUUUUACAGGAAAAUUUGGGUCCUUUUUUGGCCAAAUUUCAUGCAUUCGUGAGUUUGAUCAAUCUCUCUCCUCUCUGUCUGUUGAGAGGCUGUAGAGCAAAAAUAGCCACAAGAACUCCGCCCGAAAAUGGCGGAACUGGAGAAUUCAAGAUUACUACCGCCACAAACCAUGCAAAACGAGGAACGAAGCUCAAACACAGACACAAAGAAAACCAAACUUCUGGGUUUACGCAAGAAUUUUUUUCCCUCCAGCAAUUCAAGCUUCUGCCGGACAAAUUUUCCUAAUCUUCUCAUUGCUUUUGCAUACACAAUCAAAUGGUUAUGUUCGCGUAGCUGCAUUUCAGAAAUUCAUAUUGGGAGUCGGAAUAAUGGACAAUCCUGUCAAUAUUGUUGUUGGUUCUCAAAUAUGGGUGGGAGAUAUAGAUUCUAUUUGGAUUGAUGGACUCGUAUUGAACAUCACUGGGGAAGAUGCUGAGAUUCAAACUAGUGAUGGGAGGCAGGUGGUUGUUAAAAUGUCAAAUCUAUAUCCAAGGGAUGCAGAAUCUCCUACUACUGGAAUUGACGAUAUGACUAGAAUGUCAUAUUUGAAUGAGCCUGGGUUGCUGCAUAAUUUGGCUAUCAGAUAUGCAAUAAAUGAAAUCUAUACUUAUACUGGAAACAUUCUUAUUGCCAUCAACCCAUUCCAAAGUAUUUCAAGUCUGUAUGAUGCCCAUGUGAUGGAGCAGUACAAGGGAGCACCAAUUGGGGAGCUGAAGCCUCAUGUUUUUGCAAUUGCUGAUGUUGCAUAUAGGGCUAUGAUAAAUUAUGGUAAAAGCAACUCCAUUCUGGUAAGUGGUGAAAGUGGGGCUGGUAAGACCGAAACCACCAAAAUGCUUAUGUGUUACCUUGCAUUUUUGGGCGGCCAUGCUGCAUCUGAAGGACGGACUGUUGAACAACAAGUUUUAGAAUCAAAUCCAGUUCUUGAAGCUUUUGGCAAUGCAAAAACAGUAAGAAACAAUAAUUCAAGCCGUUUUGGGAAAUUUGUUGAGAUCCAAUUUGACAAGAAGGGACGAAUAUCGGGAGCUGCCAUCAGAACUUAUCUUCUUGAGAGAUCACGGGUUUGCCAAAUAUCGGACCCUGAGCGCAACUACCAUUGCUUUUAUCUUCUCUGUGCAGCUCCACCUCAGGAGAGAGAGAGAUAUAAGCUGGGAAAUCCAAAAUCAUUUCACUAUCUAAACCAAUCAAAUUGUUAUGAACUGGCUGGUGUGAAUGAUGCUCAUGAUUAUCUUGCUACAAAGAGAGCCAUGGAUAUUGUUGGAAUAGGUGAACAAGAGCAGGAUGCAAUUUUCAGAGUUGUGGCUGCAAUUCUUCACCUUGGUAAUAUUGACUUUGCAAAAGGAGAAGAGUCUGAUUCAUCAUUUGUAAAAGAUGAAGAAUCAAAAUUUCAUCUUCACAUGACAGCAGAGCUUCUCAUGUGUGAUCCCCAAGCAUUAGAAGAUGCUCUUUGCAAGCGCAUGAUGGUUACACCGGAGGAAGUCAUCAAGAGAAGUCUUGAUCCGCUUGGUGCAACAGUUAGCAGGGAUGGAUUAGCCAAGACAAUAUACUCCCGUUUGUUUGACUGGUUGGUAGAUAAAAUCAAUUUUUCCAUCGGACAAGAUCCUUGCUCGAAAUAUCUGAUUGGAGUACUUGAUAUUUAUGGUUUUGAGAGCUUUCAAACAAAUAGUUUUGAGCAAUUCUGCAUCAAUUACACAAAUGAAAAGCUGCAGCAACAUUUCAACCAGCAUGUAUUCAAGAUGGAGCAAGAAGAAUAUGUAAAAGAGGAAAUUGAUUGGAGCUACAUAGAAUUUGUUGAUAAUCAAGAUGUCCUCGAUCUCAUUGAGAAGAAACCAGGUGGAAUCAUUGCUCUUCUUGAUGAAGCUUGCAUGUUUCCAAAAUCAACUCAUGAAACAUUUUCACAAAAGCUAUAUCAGACCUUCAAAAAUCAUAAACGCUUCACCAAGCCAAAAUUGGCCCGCUCAGAUUUUACCAUUGUUCAUUAUGCUGGAGAUGUUCUAUAUCAGUCAGAUCAGUUUCUAGACAAAAAUAAAGAUUAUGUUGUCCCUGAACAUCAAGACUUGUUAAGUGCUUCAAAAUGUCCCUUUGUUGCUGGCCUCUUCUCUCCUCAUCCUGAGGAGACGGCCAAAUCAUCAAAGUUUUCUUCAAUUGGCUCUCGUUUUAAGUUACAACUACAGCAGUUGAUGGAAACGUUAAAUUCAACCGAACCCCAUUAUAUAAGAUGCGUGAAGCCUAAUACUGUCCUAAAACCUGCCAUCUUUGAGAAUGCUACUGUUAUGCAACAAUUACGAUCUGGAGGUGUUUUGGAGGCUAUUAGAAUCAAAUGUGCAGGAUACCCUACUCAUAGAACAUUUCCUGAAUUUUUAUCUCGAUUUGGAAUUCUUGCACCCGAGGUAUUGGAAGGGGACUAUGAAGAGAAGGUAGCAUGCGGAAAGAUUCUAGAGAAGAUGGGACAUAAAGGUUAUCUGAUAGGGAAAUCAAAAAUUUUCCUUAGAGGCAACUUGAUGGCCGAACUAGAUGCACAAAGAACAGGGAUACAUAGUGCUGCUGCUAUAGUUAUACAGAAGCAUUUCAGAGCUCGAAUUGAUCGUAAAAAGUACAUUGCCAUGCGAAGAGCUUGCAUCCGUAUACAAUCAUAUUGGAGAGGUGUUCUUGCCCGCGAGUCAUAUGAAAUUAGGAGAAGGGAAGCAGCUGCCGUCAAAAUUCAAAAGAAUAUUCGUGCAUACCUUGCCAGGAGCCGGCAUGUGAAAACAAGGAUCUCUACAGUUGUUCUUCAGGCUGGUAUGCGUGCAAUGGUUGCUCGGAGUGAACACAGACAUAGGAGGCUGGUUAAGGCUGCAAAAGUUAUUCAAUCUUAUUGGCGUCAAUACAGAACCUCAUCGAAUUAUAAGACGGGGAAAAAAUCCUCAACCAGUUCACAAUGCGGAUCGAACUCCAAAACUUCUGGUGAAGGUCUUAAGAAGCAAAGGAUGGCUAACUUGGAAGAAACAGAGGAGGAUCUGGUUUUGCCUGCGUUGCUCAACAGCAGUAAAGACACCAUUGAUGAAACAAUUGAAAUGAUUGCCAAGGAAAGCCGUGUUUCUCCACAAGAAAUAGAAGAAGCAUACUUUAUUAUUAAAGAACCUGGUAGUCCGGUUAAAGAUGCAGAUAAGAUGGUCACUCUCAGAGCCGAAGUGGCUAAUCUAAAGGCCAUGUUGCAGGCUGAAAAGCAAAGGGCUAAUGAGUGUGAAAGGAAGUAUGUUGCAACACAGAGAGCAAAUGAGGAAGGACGUAGAAAACUAAAAGAAACCGAAAGGAAGGUGCAUCAACUUCAGGACUACAUAAACAGGAUGAUACAUUGCAUGUCAAACCAAAUAUCGGAGAUGAAAAUGAUCGUGGGUACUUCUAGGUUAGAUGCAUCUAGUUCUUUUCCGAAUGAGGUUCUGACGGAUGCCACAUCUAGUUGCUCUGAUUCAUCAUCAGAAGACUUCACCUUUCCUGUUCCAGGUCCAUCUACGCCAACUUUCUCUUCAUUCGGUACCAACACUUUUCAGCUGAUUGUGCAGGAUAUUUCAGCUGCAGAAAUUCCAGGAUCUGACAAUGACAGGGAAGGGGGAUUCUCUGACUACUUCUAAUGCGACCUCCUGUACAUUUCUUCUUCCCUUCAAAAUAUAUUAACUACUAUAUAUUACUUCAAAUAUUAUUAGGAAAUUUGUCACAGAGUUUCUCAGUUUUCAAGGCAUUUUAGCAUAGCAUCUACAUCCAAAGGAACAAAGAAUAGUAGAUAAGUUAACUGCACAGAGAUUCAACUACCAGAAAACCCUUCUGGCCUUUUAGUUACUUUUUUUUCCUAUCUUUUAUUUACACAUUGAAAUGCUUAGAUCAUUAGUCACUAAUAUUCUAUAUUGAUCAUCAGUUUCACUAACUUCAUUCUUCAUGAUACUGUCAAUUAUUCUGACAAUAGACCAUUAGUUUGGAAAUUGCUGUAUUUUUAAGAUUAGUCAAACCAUUGAAAAAUAAUAUUUGUACCACUCUACAUUUUUCAUUGUAGGUUACACAUACACUGAAUUUUGUUGUACUGAAAGUUGUUAAUAGUAGUGAAUACUUUUAACACCAUACUUUUGUUUAUGUAAA
Molecule: messenger RNA, 4207 nt
Organism: Benincasa hispida (wax gourd)
Lineage: Eukaryota; Viridiplantae; Streptophyta; Magnoliopsida; Cucurbitales; Cucurbitaceae
Gene: XIJ
Product: P-loop containing nucleoside triphosphate hydrolases superfamily protein
Biological process (GO): actin filament organization
Cellular component (GO): actin cytoskeleton; cytoplasm; membrane
Molecular function (GO): microfilament motor activity; ATP binding; actin filament binding
Source: RefSeq, a predicted model, not a curated record